GACGGUCCUUAACCUCUCAAGAUCCUUGCAAUUGUCAUUCUCAAAGCUUGAACUCAGACAGCUAUCUCACUCAAAGUAAGAACUGGGAAGUAGUUUAUUUAACGACCACAGGAUAAUAACAUGACCGGCCUCUCCGCACUCAUCGUGGGCGCAACCGGCGCAACAGGUCGCCACCUCCUCCGCGAAGUCCUCUCUUCUCCACAUUUCACCCGCGUGGGCGAGUUUGGGAGACGUGUGACGCCGCUCGACAGUCCCUAUGUGCCGGAGGGGGCGAAAGAGAAGUUAAAGCAAGAAGUCGUUGAUUUUGAGAAAUUAGAUGUUGAGAAGUGGAAGGAGGGGAAUUGGGAUGUUGUGUUUAUCACGAUGGGAACGUCAAAGAAGAAAGCCGGCUCGGCCGCUGCAUUUGAGAAGAUCGACAGAGAAUACGUCGUGAACGCCGCAAAAGCCGCACGAACGACCUCACCGACCCAACGUCUCGUCUAUGUCUCCGUCAACGUGGCUAACGCUUCCUCCUGGUUGCUCUACCCCCGUUCAAAAGGCCUCACCGAGCAAGAACUCGUCUCUAUCGGAUAUCCAGACACGAUCAUUUUCCGGCCUGGAGCGCUGACCGGUGCGGACAGGGGAAACGAGUCCAGGCCACUUGAGAAGAUCAGUCUCCCGUUGAUGAAUUUGUAUGCACACUUCAGCGACGAAGCUCAGGUUUCGGUUACCGAAGUCGCAAAAGCGAUGCUCAUUGCGGGCCACCUUGGGGGGUCGAAACUCCCACCGUCCGCGAAGGCGAAGAAAGAAAUAUUCGAGGGCAAGGAGUUCGUGGGGGUUCCGAACUCGGGGGCUGUUGGGCUGGCGAAGGAGGAGCUGUGAGUAUGAGUGUGAGUGCGAGUGUGAGUGGGUCGGGGUUCAUCAGGGACAGGUUGCGAUGGAGAGUCAGGGAACGCAGGAGGUGGAGGGUGGAGGGUCAGCGAGAGGACGAGGAAGAUAGGAUGGGGGUCGUCGUGCGUUGCCUCCGUGUAAGUUACGAGAAGUCAUCGUUCAGUUUUUCUUCCUGCUCUGUCCGCACCCUAUAUCUGGAUUUUUCCCUCCGGUACUUUUAUCUUUUGUAAUGUGGCGAGUGUUGUUGUAAUACACACUAUCUUGUUUCUCUCACCCCGUCCGAUAUUGUAUCGUUUUUUCACUGAG
Stereum hirsutum FP-91666 SS1 is the source of this 1176-nucleotide messenger RNA. RefSeq lists its product as uncharacterized. The record is from RefSeq and is a predicted model, not a curated record. Gene Ontology annotation, biological process: import into nucleus. The transcript is spliced from 7 exons. Lineage: Eukaryota; Fungi; Basidiomycota; Agaricomycetes; Russulales; Stereaceae. The coding region runs from base 121 to 861 and encodes 246 amino acids. Gene Ontology annotation, cellular component: cytoplasm.